This is a messenger RNA of Striga asiatica, 600 nucleotides long. The record is from the annotation of a GenBank genome assembly. Lineage: Eukaryota; Viridiplantae; Streptophyta; Magnoliopsida; Lamiales; Orobanchaceae.
AUGUCUAGCUACGCAGCGAAUCCGGGCGAGGAUGGGAGGGUGUCGGUAAAAUCGCCGAAGACACAGGGCGCGGCGGAGGAGGGAAUGUGCCCUAGGAUAUUUGGGAUCUCGAUAGGCGUGAAGCGGCUGAGUUGCGAGGACCUGACCGUGCUCCUCAGUGGGCAUGAGGAUAAAUCUGAAGCUCUGGAUCAUAGAAGCAACGACGCCAUAACAGUUAGAGGAAGCUUCGGAAUUUUCGCCCGUGAAGAAGAAACGAACGCGACAUUAGAGUGUUGUCUUCGGGGUUCUCCGUCUGGUGUAAAGGGUUCGGUCUCGACGUUUAUCUCUGAAAGAGGGACAAAUGAUUUGAGAGUGAAGACAAGGAGGUUGAAAUGGGAGCUGGGUUUGCCUCAGGACUAUGUAAAAGGAGAAAGAAAUGGAGAAGGGGCAAAAGGUGGAAAGACCCGAUUUUUACUGCAGGAUUCGAAAGGAUUUGAGAUGGAGAAGAAGUACAAUAAAUGGAGGUCGAGAUUCAAGCUGGCAUUUUUGCAGCACUCGGAUAUUUUCUACGUGUGUAGCAAAAUCGAGACUCGUGCUUUUGUUUUCGAGGGAUGGAUAUAA